Lottia gigantea (owl limpet) is the source of this 354-nucleotide messenger RNA. RefSeq lists its product as hypothetical. The coding region runs from base 1 to 354 and encodes 117 amino acids. The transcript is spliced from 3 exons. NCBI's taxonomy places the organism in Eukaryota, Metazoa, Mollusca, Gastropoda, Lottiidae. The record is from RefSeq and is a predicted model, not a curated record.
AUGUUGGCGGAUCCUGGAUCACGUGGUGAAGAUUCAGAUGGUGUGGAAGGGGAAGACGAGUCUGAAAGUGAAAAGAGAAGGGGUGUGCCCUCUCUACGAGAGCGUUUACCUAUGUCUGCUGGACUAGGGGUAGGUGAACUUCGGGCUCGUUUAGGGGUUUGGUUCGGCAGCGUGGUAGCUCUAGAUGGUGCAGGCUGUGUUGUAGCUAGGUCGGCGAUGGGGUGGGAUAUAGCUGGAUGGGUUGGUUGGUGGUCGGCGAUUGACUUGAUAAAGUGUGGGAUGCAUACUUAUUUAACCAAUGGUCACUAUUACACACAAAUAUUGGCCACAGGACGAGUGUAUUCUAAGACGUAG